Colletotrichum siamense is the source of this 1989-nucleotide messenger RNA. RefSeq names its product Siderophore iron transporter 3 (gene str3-1). Bases 1 to 1989 code for a protein of 662 amino acids. The record is from RefSeq and is a predicted model, not a curated record. Gene Ontology annotation, molecular function: transmembrane transporter activity. The transcript has a single exon. Lineage: Eukaryota; Fungi; Ascomycota; Sordariomycetes; Glomerellales; Glomerellaceae. Gene Ontology annotation, biological process: transmembrane transport.
AUGUCAACACCACCCGGAGGUCCAGCGGCCCAUUCGAAAGCUGCCGACCGAUUCCCGCCUUCGGUCUCUUCUGAUGCCCCGCUUAGUCAUGAACAGCAUCUCGACGGGGACGGUAAAUCCAGUGACUAUCCCAAACCUGUAUCCGACGCAUCUCGCUCGGGUGCUGCUGAUGAUGGAAACGCCGGUAUCGGUGUCAGCAGAGUUGAAGCCUUCAACAAGGUCCUGUACCAGUCUGGGAAGUCCGGCAAGAUCAUUCUCUGGCUGUUGGGCAUCUCCAUCGGCCUAACCAUGUUCGCCUAUGCCCUUGACCAGGGCAUCACUGGGACCAUCUUCACCACCAUGGCCAGCUCGACGUUCGGCCAGCACAGCUCGCUCGCCGCUGUCAGUACCGCCAGUCAGAUCAUCCGCGCGAUCAGCAAGCCCUUCAUCGGCAAGCUAGCCGACAUUACCUCCCGCCCGACGACCUACGUUGUCAUUCUUGUCUUCUACGUUGUUGGCUUUGCCGUCGCGGCUAGUUCUAGCACCUUCGCUGCCUACACCGUGGGCAUCUGCUUCACUUCCGUGGGCAAGUCUGGCCUCGACCUCCUCAGCGAUAUCAUCGUCGGUGACCUUACCCCGUUGCAGUGGAGAGGAUUCUUCGGCGCCGCCCUCUCGAUCCCGUUCGUCGUCACUGUGCCUGUCAACGGCUUCAUUGCGGAGGGCUUCGUUGAUAAUUGGCGAUGGGGCUUGGGCAUGUUCGCUAUCGUGGUGCCUGUACUCCUCGUUCCGGCAAUCUUUACUCUGUACUCUAUGCAGCGACGAGGAGAGAAGAUGGGCAUGGUCACUAUGGCUGCCUCGAAGCGUCUGAGGACCGGUGCCGUUGGGGACUCCGAAUCAGCGGGACUGUCUUAUUGGAUGAAGCUGUUGGGCGAGGGGUUGAUCGACAUUGACAUCUUCGGCCUCAUCAUUCUUGGAACAGCGUUCUCGCUCAUCCUGCUGCCCUUCACUCUCGCCGAGAGCGCUGACGGCGGUUGGGGUAGCCCGAGAAUUAUUGCUAUGCUCGUUGUCGGCUUUGUUCUUCUUAUCGGUUUCGUUCUCUUUGAGAUGUACGUUUCCCCAAAGCCGUUCAUGACGAAACACAUCCUCCAGAACCGCACGUUCCUCGCGGCGGCCGCGAUCUACACAUUCAACCAGAUGGCCUCGGCAGUACGAAACACCUACUUCUCCUCGUAUGUCUACAUCAUCAAGCAAUGGUCUACGUACGAGUGGACCAUUUUCUUGGGCAUUACUACAAUGGGACUCAGCAUCAUGGGUCCUAUCGUUGGUCUCAUCCAAAGAUCCACCCACCGUUACAAGUCCAUGAUGGUCUUUGGCGCGGUGGCCAGGCUCAUCGCCUACGGUCUGCUCGUCCAACCCAACGGCAACAUGGUGCAGGACACGGCUCGACUGGUGAUUGCACAACUUCUUUACUGCUUGGGAUCGUUCAACGUUGUUGGCGCGCGCGUGGGCAGUCAAGCAUCAGUGCCGCAUGAGGACAUGGCCACGAUCAUCGCUGUGCUCACACUGUGGUCUACCUUGGGUUCAUCAGUUGGCAGCGCCGUCUCAUCCGCGAUCUGGACGAGCGAGAUGCUUGACCGUAUGCGGAAGGAGAUGCCCGAUGUUGACGAGAAAACUCUCGCGAAGCUGUACGGCAAUAUCAAGAAGUUGCGCACCACAUACGACUUCAAUGAUCCCGUCAGGCAGGGCGCUAUCCGCGCCUAUGCCCACGUCAACGGCCAUAUCGCCAUUACCGCUCUUCUCCUGGCUGCGGUCCCACUGUUCGCCACUUUCUUCAUGCCUGACUUCUACCUUGGCAAGCAACAGAACGCCGUCACGAACACGGGUCUUGACGGUGAGGCGGUCGAUUUACCUCAGAGAGAGUUGAGAAAUGAGGAGGCGUCUGGCACGGCACAAGAGCAGUCCAGAUCUUUUUACUACAAGUGGCUUGCUUUUUACUGCAAAGAUGCUUAA